This is a messenger RNA of Girardinichthys multiradiatus, 1543 nucleotides long. It is a transcript of the gene cpo, whose product is annotated as carboxypeptidase O. The transcript has 10 exons. Gene Ontology annotation, biological process: proteolysis. Bases 292 to 1269 code for a protein of 325 amino acids. The record is from RefSeq and is a predicted model, not a curated record. Gene Ontology annotation, molecular function: metallocarboxypeptidase activity; zinc ion binding. NCBI's taxonomy places the organism in Eukaryota, Metazoa, Chordata, Actinopteri, Cyprinodontiformes, Goodeidae.
AGGUGGCAGCGAUGACGCGGUAGGCGUGGGAGCGGGUCUGCCACGCUCGGGACUUCAGCGGGUUACAGAUGGCGCUGUACCUCUCGAUGGCAAUGGCCACCAGACUGAAGGUGGAGAUGCUGACAGAGACGCCUGCAGGGCUCAGGAUGAACCUAUAACUCCAAACCCUAGUAAGGAAAACAACCAUGGCAGACCACUGACCGCUGCACUCGGCUGGUCAACUGGGACGACUGCAUCCAGCUCUGGCUCAGCAGACGGAGAGCGGAGUAUGAUUACUACAAGUACCAUCCAAUGGAUGAGAUCAGCAGCUGGAUGGCUCAGAUGGAGAAGGAUCACCCUGAUGUUGUGACCAUAGUGGACUACGGGAAGACCUAUGAGAACAGGACUAUUAGCUUGCUGAGGAUUGGUUUGAAGACUGAAGCCAAAAAGAAGGCCAUUUGGAUGGACUGUGGUAUUCAUGCUAGAGAAUGGAUUGCUCCGGCCUUCUGCCAGUACUUUGUCAGACAGAUUCUCCAAACAUACAAAACAGAUGCUAAAAUGGAAACGAUGUUGACGAAUAUGGACUUCUACGUCACGCCGGUGCUCAACAUAGACGGCUACAUCUACUCCUGGAAGGACAGCUCAACCCGACUGUGGAGAAAGAACAGGUCACCAGGACCUUCAGGCGACUGCUACGGCACAGAUCUCAACCGCAACUUUGAUGCCAAUUGGGGGACUGUCGGAGUGUCGUUUAACUGCAGCUCCAACAUCUACUGUGGGAGAGGGCCCAUCUCAGAGCCCGAGGCCCAGGCCAUCACUUACUUUGUUGGAAGCCGAAAGGAAGACUUCCUGUGUUUCCUCACCAUCCACUCCUACGGCCAGCUGCUCCUGGUUCCCUACGGACACCCCGACUUCACUGCCUCCAACUACGAUGAGCUGAUGAAGGUGGGACGGGGUGCAGCUGAAGCCAUUUUGAAGGUCCACGGGAAAAACUACACCGUAGGAACCUCCCCAGACGUAUUAUAUGCCAACUCUGGUUCAUCCAGAGACUGGGCCCGAAUGCAGGAAAUCCCCCUAACCUUCACCUUCGAGCUGAGAGAUAACGGCACGUAUGGCUUCAAGCUCCCUGAGAACCAAAUCCAGCCGACCUGCGAGGAGGCCUACAGCGGGGCUCUGCAUAUUAUCACCUACGCCCACGACAAGACCUUUAACGGUGCGGCAGCCACCGCUGCAGCGACCCUUUGGACCAUGCUGUUAGCGGUGGGGGUCUCCGGGGCCAACCUGAUGUGAGGAGAAAAGCUGCUCCCACACUGUAAAUGGCACGAGUAUUUAUGUUUGAGCAAAACCUGAAAAUAUAUUACUUUUUCUGAAGACUUCUUCUUUGAUUUAAAGGUUAUUUGGAUGAAAUUAUUGGUAACAUGAAUAACUUAUAAAUGCGCAAUUAAUCUAAACUACUACCGCAAAACAACAAUUUUUACAAAUGAAACAUUUACCAGUGUCACAUAUGUUUGUAUUCAGCCCCCUUUUAUGUGUUACCCCUACAUAAAAUCCCAGCCAUGAAACA